AUGCCACCUCAACUGGUUCCUCUUAAUGUGAAGGAGCAGCGCUGUAUCGGGCUUCUGGACAUCAAGGAAGAGUGCAAUGAAGGAGCAGAGCAAUGGAUUCGGACUCUUGAUGCUUCACUGUGUGGAGGUUCGGUGUCACCAGAAGCUCUUCAGCGGUUCUUUGCUCACUGCCUGACUCAGAUUUUCACCUGGAAUCCUCAACUGACAGUGUCGGACGCUGUGACCUCGCAGAAUGACUGGACUGUUGCUAAAGCCGGCCGCUGUCUGACCUCGCUUUGCUGCAAGCUGGCUGCGAUCUUCAGCGUGGAGCAGCUGCUGCAUCACCUGCAGCAGGUUCUGGAAACGCACGAGGUCAACUGGAAACACGUCUUGGUCUUUGUCUCCACCCUGCUGGUUUACGACCAGUCGGCCCAGUCCAGCCUCAGCGAGGCGUUGUGCCGCCUGCUGAGCUCGGCGUUCGGAGGCUACGACCUGGAGAAGCUGAUCACCGCCUUCCUGCUGGCCCGGCAGGGGGCUCUAGAGGGCGCCGGCGUGUUUCCAUCCUACACCGACUGGUUCAAGAUGUCGUUCGGCGGACGCUCCGGUUUCCACGCUGGCAGUAAGAAGUCUCUGGUGUUCCUGCUGAAGUUCCUGUCUGACCUCGUGCCCUUUGAACCUCCUCAGUACUUAAAGGUUCAUAUUCUUCACCCUCCGUUUGUGCCUCUGAAACACCGCAGCCUCCUGAUGGAGUACGUCUCGCUGGCGAAGACCCGACUGGCCGACCUGCAGGAGUCUGUGGAGGAGAUGGGUUUGUAUGAAGAUGUUUCUGCUGCCGGUGCUUCACUUCAGAGCCAGGCUGCACAGGACGUGGAGAAAGCUGUGUGUCUGUUUGAGAGCAGCAGCAGGAUCCCUGCAGCUGUCAUGGAGGCCAGCAUUUUCCGGAGGCCGUACUUUCUAACCAGGUUCCUUCCUGCGCUGCUGAAGCCCAGAGCGCUUCCUCUCCAAGCCGAUGCUCAGAUGAACUUCAUAGAAGCUCUGAAACAAGCAGAGAAGAUCCCAGCUGCCCAGUAUUCCCAGUAUGUGGAGUCCUGUCAGAAGCGACGGCAGCAGAGUGGAAGCCCUCGGCGCCCCGGAGCCCCGCUGGCCGUUCUGCAGGAGCAACUGCAGGAAUUCACCGAACUGCUGGCAGCAGGACGGGACCCAGAGUCAUUGGCCCAGCUGUCCAGGAUUUCUCACACCCUGAGUGUCGUCUUUCCCGGUUCUGAUGACCCGGUUGGACCGGCCACCGCCCCCUCGCUGCCCGAGCUCCAUCUGAAGGUAAACCCGAUUCUGGUUCUGAUUCUGGACCAGGUUGGGUCUGUGGUUCUGAAGUGUUUGUGUUGUGAUCUUCAGGUUGUUGAUUUAAUUCUGCAAAGUUUCUGUCAGAGUCUGCUGGUCGCUUCCAGAGGAAAUCCUCCCAACAGACAGAGCUUGUGGGGCAGCAGGUUCGUCUGUGUGCUGCUCGAUAACCGGCAGGUUCUCUCCGGCGUAAUCCACAGACUGAAGGGUCUGUUUCACCAACAGGCAGCUUCUCUGAGACCGGCCCACAUCCUGGGCCUGGCAGCCUUCAUCGUCCACCUGCAGGCGGCCCAGCCUGGUCCGGUUCCGGUAGCAGAGGCUCUGGGUUCGGCCGUGUUGAGCAGCAGUCGGACCAGCAUGCUGUUCUCUGUCAGGCUGGCUGUGGCUGCUGUGUCCUACGGACUCUGCAGAGGACACUCUGCGUCUCCACAGCGACUGCAGGACUUUGUCCCCAGGAGUCUCUACAAAAAGCUCCUGUAUCUGGUCCCAAGGCUGUUCCCUGAGGCUAGGAUACGUCCAGAGGGACAGGGGGGGGACGGUCCAACAGGCGGCCAUCUUGGAGACGGUUUGGCUCUGCUGUGGAGCUUCACUGACGGAAUCAGCUGGACGGAGACGGUGCUGCAUCUGUGGAGACACGCUGCCUUCCAGCAGCUGCAGCAACUGCAGCUGUACCAGUUGUGUUUUUCAGAGUGGCUGCAUGAAGAGCUGAGAGUCCAGAGAAACUCGGACGUUUUGUCGGACGCAGAGCGGCAGCAGUACCAGCAGUGGGCCUGCUGGGAGCUUUAUCUGCCCCGGCCAGAGGAGCAGGGAGGCUGUGGCGGCGACCCCAGGGCGCUCUGCUCACGCCUGCUGACCGCCGUCAUGGAGCCGCCACCCAGUAGGGAGAUGAACCUGGAAAACCUGGAGUUUUCUCCAGGACCGUCUGGAACCGGAACCUGUUUGCCGGACCUGCUGUCCAGACUACAGGAGCUGGUCUACGAGGCAGAGGUCGGUGACCUCUGGGGUCGCCGGGUGGGUCUGGGGGACUUCCUGCUCCGGGUCGUGUCUGAGAGAUGCUCCGUCUCCUCUGGCAGCGUCUCCUCCAGGCUCAGCCUGCAGAGGACCAUAGAGGCCUGGAACAGGGUGCUCCUGGUGCUGCCACCUGUGAUGUUCUUCAAAAUAAAGGCUGAAGCAGGGCGGAGCGUUGUCGACUGUAGCCAGCUGCUGCAGCACAUCACUCAGCUCCAGAGGAAGGCGUGUCCUCCAGCCGGCCUGCUGCCCUGCGCCGUGACAGUUCAUCUCUUGAAGGGCCUGCUCUUUGCUGCGGGACAGUGUGGACGUCCAGCAGCAGAAGUGGACCGGGUCUGGUCCCUGAUGAGCGCCUCCUGUCCUCUCCUCCUCGUCUCUGCAGUGCGUUGGUGGCAGCAGCUUUCUCCGGUUCUGGUUUCACUCUGGACCCGCCUCCAGGAUGCAGAACCUUUUCCAGAGCAGCUGCAGCUCCUCUCAGCCUGCCGGCUCUGGGCCUGCAGUCUGCGAGCAGGUCCGGUUCUGGUCCAGAUCCCUCCAGGUCCGGUUCUGGUCCAAGCCGCCAGCCUGCAUGGCGCCUUCAGAGGCAGGGCGGAACACCAGCAGAACUUCAGAGAGGUUCUGGACGGACUGAGAGAGGCUGAGAACCAGCAGGUUCUGGUUUCUCUGCUCUUUCUUUUUGUGACGGACUUCCUGUCAGAACUUCUGGAUCCUCAGGAGAAAAGUUCUGGAAGGUCCAUAUGGUUUUGCUCAGAACUUCUGGCGGUUCUGGUGAACUCAGCUGAUUGGCUGCUGCUCUUCAAGUCCAACGAACCGGACCUGGAACCGGACCCGGUCACCCUGACGGUCUCUGAUGAUUGCAGCCGGUUGAUGCCCUGGGCGCUCUGCAGUUUGCUGCAGCAGCAAAGCGCCGCCGUCCACCAGAGGGCGCUGCGCUGCCCCGGGUUCCUCCACAGCGCCACCCUGUGGUACCUGGAGGCGCUGCGGCUCUUCCUGGACGGAGAGGCGCCCGCCUCGGCGCGCCAGGUGGAACCGACCCGGGUUCUGGACUGCACCAAGCAGUUUGUCCUGAGUUUGAUCCGGCAGGCGCCGGCAGCCGCCCUGAGCUGCAGCCAGUGGAGACAGUUGGAGACUCGCUGUGUGGACCUGGACCCAGAACUGGCUGCGACUCUUUCAGUUCACCUGGACCAUCCUGCGGUGGGCUUCCUCUAGCAGACCGGAACCAGAACCAGCUGACCUGAUACUUUCAUAAAAACUUACUAUUUUCAGGUUUUUCUGCAGAAACUUGAAUCCUAAAGAAAAUAAAAUAAGUUCUUCUUCUC
Poecilia reticulata (guppy) is the source of this 3644-nucleotide messenger RNA. The record is from RefSeq and is a predicted model, not a curated record. NCBI's taxonomy places the organism in Eukaryota, Metazoa, Chordata, Actinopteri, Cyprinodontiformes, Poeciliidae.